Messenger RNA from Cokeromyces recurvatus, 1110 nucleotides. Its product is annotated as thioredoxin-like protein. Bases 34 to 696 code for a protein of 220 amino acids. Lineage: Eukaryota; Fungi; Mucoromycota; Mucoromycetes; Mucorales; Mucoraceae. The record is from RefSeq and is a predicted model, not a curated record. The transcript has 4 exons.
UUUUUUUUUUUUCCCUUUCCUUAAUUUAACAUUAUGAGAAUUUAUUUCAGUUUGAUAUGUAUAGGUUUACUUGCUUUAAUAACUUUAUGUAAAGCAAGCAUUCAUCAAUUAACAGAUGAAAACUUUUCUACUCUUGUUAAAAAGGAAGAUGAAUGGUUAAUUGAUUUUUAUGCUGAUUGGUGUGGUUAUUGUAAACGCUUGGAACCAAAAUUUUUAGCAGCAGAUCGUUUAUUGUCUAAAAUCGAAAAUAAUAAUGUUAAAUUAGGAUGGGUUAAUAUUGAAGAUAAUCCUGGUUUGGCGGCUCGCUUUUUCAUUUCUCGCUUACCUACUGUUGUACAUAUUAAAGAUCAUCAAGUCCGUAUUGUAAAACGUAUACAACGAGAUGCAGAUAUUGUUAACUUUAUUACUUUUGAAGAAUGGCGUAACGUGGAUCCUAAAUCAAGUUUAAUGUCACCAUUUAGUCCAUUCGGUAAAAUGGUAGGAUUUACAGGAAAAGUGGUUAAAAAAUUAUCGUCCUAUUCUCCUUGGACAAUGAUAGGUAUCUUGACUGGAUUCCUUAUUUGUGCUAUCAGUUUACCCAUUAUUUUGACUAAGAAACAACAACAAUUCGUAAAAAAUAAGGAUGACCCUAUACAGAACACAAGUAAGAAGAAUACAGCAUUGCGUGCAAGAAAUAAAUCAAAACGUAUAGAUUAAAAUGAAAGAGUAUUCAACUAUUUAUUACAUAAUAAUAUCAGGGUUCAAACAAUAAAACAAACACGCUUAAACUUUAAAAGACCCUCCCUUUUUUCUUUUGACAUAUUUUAUAGAAAUAGGAUUCAAUUGUAUAUACAAUGCUGUUACUAUAAAAUUCCUUUUAAAACAUGAAAUUUUUUGGAUUUAUCAAUACUGGACAGCGUAAUUGAUAAAUAUUAUCAAAAUUAUACAGUUUUCAUAAACAUGUUCACUUAUUUCUUUCUUUAAUACUUGUGAUGGAAUAAUAAUAAAAUUUACAAAUUAGGAAACAAUAAGUGAGUGUCAUUCUUCUUCUUCUUCUUCUUCUUCUUUAUUACUAUUUUCUUCUAACCAACGUUUUUUCACUUCUCGUUCCUUUUCAGCUUUUUCUUUCUU